UUCGAUCCCCUUUCCGUGCGAGGUUCUAAGCUUUUGGAGUGUCACCUUCAUUUUUAAUCAUGUCUGGUCGCGGAAAACAGGGAGGCAAAGCUCGUGCCAAGGCCAAGUCGCGCUCGUCCCGGGCUGGCCUCCAGUUUCCCGUGGGCCGAGUGCACCGCCUGCUGCGCAAAGGUAACUACGCCGAGCGGGUGGGGGCCGGCGCGCCCGUCUACAUGGCGGCCGUGCUCGAGUACCUGACGGCGGAGAUCCUGGAGCUGGCGGGCAACGCCGCCCGAGACAACAAGAAGACGCGCAUCAUCCCUCGUCACCUGCAGCUGGCCAUCCGCAACGACGAGGAGCUGAACAAGCUGCUGGGCAAAGUCACCAUCGCCCAGGGCGGUGUUUUGCCCAACAUCCAGGCCGUUUUAUUACCAAAGAAGACCGAAAGCCACAAAGCCAAAAGCAAGUAAAUUGACAAGCCAAAGACCAAAGGCUCUUUUUAGAGCCACCCAAAUUUUCAAGAAAAGAGCUAGCGCUAUUUUGGUCAGCCCUUUACACGCUUUGGUGGCUCUUAAAGAAGCCUCCUGGGUGAGGGAUGGUGUCAAGCCUCUCAAUUACCUGUUUUUGUUAAGAUUAUAACUCCGUUUUCUUAGGCAACAAAACUGCCUGGGUGUUGGGCAAGGCGCCGCCCUGGGUAAUGGCGACGCCCCCCGAGUAACUUGAGCUGUAUGCCCCCCGGCCUGGCGAUCCAGGCCUGUGACUUAAGGACAUGACCCCCCAAGUCCGGUGUAUUAUGUAAGACUCUAGUGCGCCUGCGCCCAGGUUCUGUAGGCAUGAAUCAGCUUGCUUUACCCUGCACCUGUGGCCGGUCGCCACUAUUGUUCUUUCUCCGUAUAAGCCCGUGCUGUCUCAAAGGCUUGCAGUCGCAUUCUCAGUUCGGCUCGUGUUUUCCCAUUGGGCGUCUCGCCGCCGAAACCUUCCCUCCUUGACCAGCUUGGCGGUGACAAUGCCCGUCUUCUAGUCUCGGGCAACGUUACCUGCCAGCUCUAAGAUUCCCGCGGUUAAGUACUCGAGCACCGCAGCCAGGUACACCCGCGCGCCUGGCCCACCUGCUCGGUGUAGCUGCCUUUGCGCAGCAGGCGGUGCACUCGCCCCAUUGGGAUCUACGGGCCAGUGCCAGAUGAGCAUGAUUUGGCCUUGGUGCGAGAUUUGCCUCUCUGCUUACCGCGUCCUGACAGCACGGCUGAAAAAGCGAUUACAACUUGUUUAACAAGAAGGAUAUGGAAAGAAUAACCAAUUUGGUGUGACUUAUAAGAGCUAACCGGGAGGGGGUGAAAGAAAAUAGUUUGAUUGGCUAAAAGAGGAGCCCGAUCAAAGAGCCAAUAGGAAAUCAGAAAGCAGAGUCCUCGUUUGCAUCCGGUACUACCAGGAAAUGACGGAUUUCGUAGAUACCAAUCGCCGAGAGCCACUAAUUAAAGUCUCUUAUCUGCAUGCCAGGAUUUUUAAAGAGAGGAGGCUUUCCAACAGAGCGCUGUUUUGUUCUGUUUUACAGAGUGGCACUUUUUUUCCCAAUUAAGGGUGGUAAUUGUUUUUCCAAAUUAGAGCUGGAAGGGGAAAUCCUAAGAAGGACCCGAAGGAACUGCGGGAGCCCUCAGCAGGUGCCGUUACUCUCAAUGAAGAGUGCGGGAUACUAAGGCCGAUUAUCCCCUUGCGCCCUAAAUUACCCUCCAAGUCUCGCCCUUUCUGCCUCAUUACAGCCAAACUCCCCUAGAGAAUAUAUACCUCUAAGGCCGCCUCCUGUCUUCUCAAUUUAGUCGCUGCCUGCAGUAUGGCUUCGCCCCACCCUCACUAGCCUUGCCUCCGCGGAAUCUGGUGUAACAGGGUUACAAUAGAAUUGUCUUCCUUCUCUUGACCUCCAGGAGGCGUCCGAUGCCGCCCUGAAACGCUCCCUUGGCUUUCAAAAUUUCCUCCGACUUUCCUUGUCUUGUUCCUAUUUCUCUGCCCAUCCCUAAAUACGUGUGUCCAUUGGGCUCUGCUUCCCUCCCCACCCUUUCCAUUCUUCACUCUUCCCGAAGAGUCUUCACCCCUCCAUGCUUUCAACUAACAUUCAAAUUUGUUUCAGAUCAGAUAAGACAGCAUAGGGACUUGGGCCCGGCAGCCGAAGGAAUGCCAGAUGGCCAGGAGGAACGCCACCAUCCCAUCGCUCCCUACACAAAAAAUGCAGAAGUAGCCGAUUUCAUCUCCUAAUCUCUUCCUUGCAGAUGUGGGAACCACUGUUCCGCAUGCGCAGUUGAUCAAGGUUCGCCCGCUAUACGACCUUCCGGCAGUGGCGGUGCCGAGCAGUCCGCCAUCUUGCCCCACUGCACGGGCGCGAACGCAGUUACGAGGCAACUGCAGCCACGCCCCUCCCUGAAAUGGAAGAUUCCGGAAGCCCGCGGUUUUUCAAAGGCAGCUUAUAGAGGAAGCGAAACAACCCGCUCUCGAAUCAAUUCAGAGGACCUUCUCUUUUUCUGUGCCGAUUCGUUUGGGGUUCGAGCAAAAGCAUAAUAAAAUUUAGUUCUUCCGGGUUUUUCUCUCAGUCUCUCCUUUGAGGUACCCAAGUAGCCCAGCGCUGGUAGCAUUUCGGGGCGACUAGGAAGGGGCCUUUUGUGUGCCUACAUCAGCGAGACAGCGCGGGGAAGAGCCCCGUCGGCCUCAUCCUCAGACGAGCGGCUGCCUGAACCUUUGAUUCGGCCUCGGACUGGCCUCGGUCUCCUAGCUCCCCCGGCUCUCACUCUUCCGGAUCGGUCCACCAGCACUAUUUCCUUAAGGACGCUUGAAGCCGAGCACUCCAUCCAGCUCUCAGCCCCGGAUCCUUGGUCACUGACUCUAUCAUGGGAAACACUCCAGGCGUCCCAAAAGAUUCUCCCCUGGGUUGCAUCCUUGCUAAUUGGAAAAAAUUUAAGUCAGGCAAUCUAAAGAAAAAGAAAUUAGUUUUCUUUUGUAAUGUUUCCUGGCCUCAGUAUCCUCUUGGGGACCAAUACAAAUGGCCUGAGAAUGGUUCUUUAAAUCUUAAUACCGUUCUCCAGCUGGACCUCUUUUGUAAACGCUUCAGCAAAUGUCUGGAAAUUCCCUAUGUUGAGGCUUUUAUGAAACUGUGCCAGGACCCAAAGCUCCGAAAUUCUUGCCAGGCCUACUUGGCCUCACACUGGAAGAAACCUGACUCCGCCGCCCCAGCCGCUUCAAAUUCCGACCCCUUUGACCCUAUUCUUUUAACCCCUCCCAAUCUGUCUCCCGCGGCCCUCCUCGACCCCUUGCCUCCCCGCCAACCUGUCCCGUGUGCUGAGCCUCUCCCAUGUCUCCCUGCUCCUAACCCCUCUGCCCCCUCGACUCAAAACCCUUCUCCCGCAGCUCCAUCCACCGCUAGAACCCAAUCCGGACUUCUUCGGCCUCCUCCCGGAACUCCCCCUUCUUUUCCUCCUCCCCCUCCUCCUGCACAUAGUCUCUCUCCUGCAAAUAGCUGUUUGCAUCGUGAAGAAGUUGCUGACGAAAACGGAGAAAUCGCUCGAGUUCACAAACCUUUUUCCCUCACAGACUUGAACCAAUGCAAGAAGAGAUUUGGAAGCUUCUCAGAGGACCCAGAUAGGUUUCGGGAUGAAUUUGCAAAGCUUAGUUUAACUUUUACCCUGACUUGGCAAGACGUCCUGGCCGUUCUAACCCACUGCUGCACCCUGGAAGAGAAGGCCCUUAUUUGGGGGAAGGCCAGAGAGUAUGCUGAUAGCUUAGUGGCCACUACCCCCCAACAUGAGGUGAUCAGAGUCGCGAGGGAAGCGAUCCCAGACCAAAACUUCCAAUGGGACUACAGGGAUCACCUUGGUCAGAUGAGUGUGGAACAUCUUAUUACCUGUGUAUCAGAGGGCAUGAAGAGGUGCCAAGUUAAGAUGUUAAAUUAUGAAAAAGUUUGGGAGAUCACCCAGGAGAAGGAGGAAAACCCUGCCCUUUUCCUAAACCGGCUUUCAGAAGCCCUUAGAAAGUAUACUAACAUUAACCCUGAGUCAGAAGGUGGAAGAAUUUUAUUGACCCUUCACUUUAGGUUCCAGGCUGCUCCAGAUAUUCAGAGGAAACUUGAAAAAUUAGAACUAAGAUACCAGACUCCACAGUCAAUCUUGGUGGAGGCCUUCAAGGUAUUUAAUAAUCGAGAUCAGGCAGAGGAAGCAAAGAAAUAUAGGAGAUUUAAAAAGGAAACUCAGCCUUUGGCUUCCCUAAUCAGACCGCCACUGCAAGAAUACCCUACACCCAGGAGACCAGCCAAAGAUAACCACCAAGGGUGGUCCAGGGUAGGACCAAACCAAUGUGCUUAUUGCAAAAGGGAAGGACACUGGAAACGAGACUGCCUAAAAAAGAGGAGGCGAGAAAACAGGGAAUGCUUUGAUCACUCCAGGAAGCUGGGGCCGGUGGACAACCCCUCAGACAAGGGGAUGACCUCUGAUUGGCAAGGCCCUAAUGCCGCAGCUCCGACUCUUGGGAACUUGAUCACCAUCACACCUGCAGAGCCUCGGGUCACUCUUGACAUGGCAGGUAGGAAAGCUGAUUUUUUGCUAGAUACUGGAGCUGCCUACUCUGUCCCGACUCCACUGGUUGGCCCCCUCUCCAAUCAUGACUGCACCAUAACAAGGAUAGACGGGAAGCCUGAGGUAAGACAACCUACUUUUCCUCUUACUUGUGAUACUGGAUCUAAAACUGUGAAUCACUCUUUUCUUUAUGUCCAUGAGUGUUCAUUUCCCCUUAUUGGUGGAGACUUAAUAACCAAAUUAGGAGCCUCCAUAUUUCUUCAGGAAGAUGUCCAAGUCUCAGUAGAGCCAGAACAGGGAUUCCAUAUAUUUUCCCUCCAGACUUCCCCCAAACUGGAGCCUUCCACACUUCCGGACGAUAUUAGAGACCAAGUCAAGGCUACUGUGUGGGAUACCAGUACCCCUGGGCGUGCCAUAAAUGCAGAACCUGUGAAAAUAGAAUUGAAACCUGGAGCAGAAUACCCAUGUCAGCAUCAAUACCCCUUAAGAGCUGAGGCCUUGGUGGUCAUUCAACCCCUUCUAGAGAAACUCAUUAAACAUGGAUUAAUUAGACCUUGCCACUCUCCCUGCAAUACCCCGGUCCUCCUGGUAAAGAAGCCCAAUGGAGAAAACCACUUUGUCCAUGAUCUCCGGGCAGUUAAUAAGGUAGUAGUCCCUGUUCACCCAGCAGUCCCCAACCCCUAUACAAUCCUCACUCAGAUUCCUGGGGAGACCCAGUACUAUACUGUACUGAACUUGGAAGAUGCUUUCUUCUGCAUCCCCUUACACCCAGACUCCCAAUAUUUGUUUGCUUUUGAAUGGAAAAAUCCUGAGACUCACAAGGUCACCCAGUACACCUGGACAGUAUUACCCCCAGGGUUCCGGGAUAGCCCCCAUCUCUUUAGAAAUGCCUUUGCUAAGGACCUCAGGGAGCUUAAACUUAAAAAUGGAAUGAUGUUACAGUAUGUAAAUAAUUUACUCAUUGCCAGUACCAACUAUCAAGACUCCCAACAUAAUACUAUAGUGACCCUAAAUUUUUUAGCUGAGCGGGGAUAUAAGGUAUCUCCCUCAAAGGCCCAGAUUUACCUACAAAAGGUCCAAUAUCUAGGGUUUGUCCUCACUCCAGGAGCCCAGUGGCUGGCCCCAGAUCGCAAAAAGGCAAUCACCUCAUUUCCAGUUCCUACCACCAAAAAAGAACUGCGCAGCUUCCUAGGGACGGUGGAGUUUUGCCGGAUCUGGAUCCCAAACUUUGGGCUAAUAGCAAAGCCCUUAUAUGAGGCUUUAAAAGGAAGAGGGGAAAUAACCCUAUCCUGGGACGAAAUUUGUCAGGAGGCAUUUGAAACUCUCAAGACUAAAUCAGACCAAGCCGCUGAACUAAGACUGCCAGACCUGAAGAAGCCAUUCUUCCUUUACGUUCACGAAAAAAAGGGAAUAGCCUUAGGAGUCUUAACUCAAAAGCUAGGGUCGCUCCAACAACCUGUAGCUUACUUCUCUAAACAAUUGGAUUUCGUGGCACAGCGUUGGCACAGUUGUCUAAGAGCGGUGGCUGCCACUGCUAUUUUAGUAAAGGGUGCCUUAAAAUUCACCUUAGGACAAAGGCUUGAAGUUUUCACUCCCCAUCAGGUGCAGAAAGUACUAGAGGUCAAGGGACGCUGUCUAACAAGGACACGGCUCACAAAAUACCAGGCUCUACUCCUAGAUACCCCGAACCUCACUGUAAGGACUUGCCAGACUUUAAAUCCUGAAACCCUUCUACCCGUUACGGAAGAGAGGGACUUAGAGCACACCUGUGUGGAGACUAGACCAGGUUUAUGUUAUAGCAGGCCAGAUUCACAGGAUUAGAAGAUUCAGAGGAAGAAUGUUUCACCGAUGGGAGCAGCUUUAUAGAAUGGUCACCUGGAAAGUGGGACAUGCCAUUUUCAGCCUAGAUAAAGUAAUGGAGACUAGGGCACUUCUAAUACCUUGGCCAGAAGGCAGAACUAAGCCCUAAUCAGGGCACUACAGUUAGGUUAAGACUCAACAUUUACACUGACUCCAAAUAUGGGUUUCUAGUACUGCAUGCCCAUGCAGCCAUCUGGAAAGAGCAAAAGCAUAGCUAAUUUUACUCCUAGAAGCUGUCCAGCUUCCUUCCCAACUUGCAUUUAUAUACUGUAGAGUCCACCAGAGGGAUAAUUUUUCAAUUAGUGAGGACAAUAGUGGACUAGGCAGCUAAACAGGCUGCAUGGUCCUUAAUGCCAGAGUCCUCGCCCUAGCAAUUGGAAUGCCAGACUUUUCCUCUUACCCUAAGUGUACUGCAGAGGGAGAGAAGAAGCCAAGAAAGGGGAAUGUAGCCUAAACGAAUCAGAGUGGCUAAUAGACGG
Pteropus alecto (black flying fox) is the source of this 6868-nucleotide messenger RNA. Its product is annotated as histone H2A type 2-C. Gene Ontology annotation, biological process: virion assembly. Gene Ontology annotation, cellular component: nucleosome. NCBI's taxonomy places the organism in Eukaryota, Metazoa, Chordata, Mammalia, Chiroptera, Pteropodidae. The coding region runs from base 60 to 449 and encodes 129 amino acids. Gene Ontology annotation, molecular function: zinc ion binding; DNA binding; protein heterodimerization activity. The transcript is spliced from 2 exons. The record is from RefSeq and is a predicted model, not a curated record.